AUGGAUUUCACCCGACAAACGACGACUCCUCCAGAUUGGAUCCUUGCGGACUAUGCAAAGGUUGAUUAUGCCUACUCCAACGGCGCGAACUUCACAAUCACCAAACGACACGAGGCGCCGUACAUCUGGUCCCGCUUCUACGUUCACUUCGGCCGAAUCGAGGUCGUGAUGAAAGUUGCCUCAGGUGGAGGCAUCAUCACAGGUGCGGUAAUGAUGUCUGACGACCUGGACGAGAUAGACUGGGAAUUUUCCGGCAACAACUUCGGUCAAGGUCGCGGCUCCGUCUUGACCAAUUACUUCGGCAAAGGCCAAAUUGGUUGGUCCGACCGAGGUGUUUAUCCUGCAGUUGACGCUCCUCAGGACAAAUUCCACACAUAUGCCCUUGAUUGGCAACCCGAUCGCUUAGUCUGGUCCAUUGACGGUGUGCCGGUGAGAACAUUGAACAACAACGGAGCAACCACUGGUUCGUACCAAUACCCCCAAACGCCAUCUCGCCUCCAUCUGGGCAUGUGGUGCGCUGGAGACCCAGACUCAGCUCAGGGUACCGUCCAGUGGGCUGGGGGUUACACCGAUUUCAGCACAGCUCCAUUCUCCGCCUAUGUCAAGUCUGUCAAGAUCACGACCAGCAACACAUGCUCCAGCUACAAGUACCCUUAUCCGUUCGACGGGACGUACAAAUCAGUGCAGUGCUCAAAUCAGACAGUUACACUACCAUGCGCAUACGCAGUUGUCGCAGGCGACGACGGCGAUAAGAUUGCAAAGAAGUUGACCGUCAACUUCGACACUCUGAAGGCCGCUAAUGCUGGCGUGGAUUGGGAUAAACUGUUGAUCGGCCAGGUCUUGGUGGUUCCUGGUGGGACUCUCGACUACUUCUUCACCAAUCCUAACGACCACCACAUCAACGUUUACUGCACAGACUUCUCCGAGCACAACGACGACUUCAUCCAACACAGCGCCCAGCACUUCAACUAG
Molecule: messenger RNA, 972 nt
Organism: Cladophialophora carrionii CBS 160.54
Lineage: Eukaryota; Fungi; Ascomycota; Eurotiomycetes; Chaetothyriales; Herpotrichiellaceae
Exons: 2
Coding region: 1-972 (323 amino acids)
Biological process (GO): carbohydrate metabolic process; fungal-type cell wall organization
Cellular component (GO): fungal-type cell wall
Molecular function (GO): glycosyltransferase activity; hydrolase activity, hydrolyzing O-glycosyl compounds
Source: RefSeq, a predicted model, not a curated record